This is a messenger RNA of Cajanus cajan (pigeon pea), 2365 nucleotides long. RefSeq lists its product as uncharacterized. The record is from RefSeq and is a predicted model, not a curated record. NCBI's taxonomy places the organism in Eukaryota, Viridiplantae, Streptophyta, Magnoliopsida, Fabales, Fabaceae.
AAUUUUAUACCAAAUCAAAUUAAAAUGGGAAACGAAAUAGUAGAAUCAAUCAAUAAAUAUCUCAAAUAGCUCUUCAAUUUUUGGGUCGUGAUCGAUUAGGGUUCGUGCUUGUUAUUGCCGCCUCAGUGAUAACAAUCGCGCCAACUCUUGAACGAUCCAAUUCAUCUUCACCUUCUCCUCGCUCACACUCAGAUCCUUCCAAUUACGCUUUCUCACUUUGACUGCCGCCACCAAACUAGCAUGUUCUUCAGUGCUUUCCUUACAGAUAUUUGAUGCUUGGACGCGUAGGGAAAGCUGCUCAAUCUAUUCUUAGAACUCACAGAAGCAAAUAUUUUGAAGCAAGUACAAAUGAGGCUUUUACCUCAGUGGGACCGAAUAUCAAGCAAUGCAGGAUGUACUUGCAAUAUAAGUUUCCUAGUGCAGGACGUAAUUCAUUCUUGUGGCACUGGACAAGAGGAAACUUUCACAAAGGCUGUUCUUUUAGGAACUUCUCUGUAAUUUCAGUACGUAAUGUUGCAGCAUAUAAUUCUCGAAUAGCUUUGAAGUUUCUGUAUAAAAAAUACUCUUCCAAUGAUCAUAAGAGAUUUACCUCCAUAAAUAUGAUUGCUCAAGCAAUGAGCCUGGCUUUGGCUCGUUCGUAUUUGCUGGUUCCUGGUUUUUUGACAUUUGCAUGUGGAAAGCUAGCAUUGGCUCAACAAAAUGGGGCAGAGACAGAAUUUUACCCAUCACAGAAUGCUUUGUAUAUGCAUGCACAAGAUGGGUACGGUUACAUGUUUGCAUUUGUAUUCAUUGUAGUAGAAGGCUUUAUCUUGUUAGCAAGAGCUAUCUACCUGGCCAUAUUAUUCUCUCCAAGCAUGCUGAUGGCACCACUUGUAGAUUAUUUUGGACCAGAAUUCAGAAAAAUGUGGUUACGGGUUGUUCAUCGCACACUAGAAAAAGCAGGUCCAGCGUUCAUAAAAUGGGGUCAGUGGGCUGCUACCCGGCCUGAUCUGUUUCCUCAAGAUCUAUGUACCAAGCUUUCUGAACUUCAUACCAAAGCACCUCAGCAUAGUUUUAGCUACACAAAGAAAACUAUAGAGAGAGCAUUUGGUCGAAAGAUUUCUGAAAUUUUUGAGAAUUUUGAAGAACUGCCUGUUGCAUCUGGAAGUAUUGCCCAAGUGCAUCGUGCUUCUUUAAAAUAUCGUUACCCUGGUCAGCAAGCAAAGCCCCUGGUGGUUGCAGUAAAGGUUAGGCAUCCUGGUGUGGGAGAAUCUAUCAGAAGGGAUUUUGCUAUUAUCAAUUUGGUGGCAAAAUCAUCAAAGUUCAUCCAUGCACUUAAUUGGUUAAGGUUGGAUGAAAGUGUUCAGCAGUUUGCAGUUUUUAUGAUGUCUCAAGUUGACCUUGCUAGGGAAGCUGCUCAUUUGAGCCGCUUCAUUUACAAUUUCCGUCAAUGGAGGGACGUCUCUUUUCCUAAACCUGUCUAUCCACUUGUGCAUCCUGCAGUUUUGGUGGAAACUUAUGAAAAUGGUGAAAGUGUCUCACAUUAUGUUGAUGAGCUUCAAGGACAUGAAAGGAUUAAAAGUGCUCUUGCUCAUAUUGGUACUAAUGCACUUUUGAAGAUGCUUCUGGUGGACAACUUCAUUCAUGCAGACAUGCAUCCCGGAAAUAUCCUAGUACGGAGCAAGCCUCAGAGACGGCUCUUCAAAUCAAAGCCGCAUGUAAUUUUCCUUGACGUAGGCAUGACUGCUGAACUCUCUGGUAGUGAUAGGGUAAAUUUAGUCGAAUUUUUCAAAGCUGUUGCCCGCCGAGAUGGUCGGAGGGCUGCAGAGUGCACACUCAAGUUAUCAAAGCAACAGAACUGUCCAAAUCCAGAGGCAUUUAUUGAGGAAUUGGAAGAUUCAUUCACUUUUUGGGGCACUCCAGAAGGUGACCUGGUCCAUCCUGCCGAGUGCAUGGAGCAAUUGCUCGAGAAAGUUAGGCGUCAUAAAGUUAACAUUGAUGGCAAUGUUUGUACUGUCUUGGUGACCACCUUGGUUCUUGAGGGUUGGCAGCGCAAGCUUGAUCCUGGGUAUGAUGUGAUGAAUACGCUGCAGACAUUGCUGCUUAGAGCUGACUGGGCAAAGUCUCUUUCGUACACAAUUGAUGGGCUCAUGGCCCCUUGAAGAGGAGGUUUCUUUGUUUGUUUAGACUUAAAAUUUUUUUGACCAAAACCUGAAACAGGAUACGUACUAACGGGCACUCUCAAAUUUGCCCAUUAUUUUUUCAUUGUCUUUUUGGGAAGCUUAUUCCAUGUAUUUUUGUUGAAUUCCAGCAGUUAUUACUGUGUGCCUGAGCAUCACAGUUUACGAGAAAAGCUUAAUAAAGCGGUCAAAUUUUGUUCCCAUUA